AUGGAUUACGGCAGCGAUUCAGACGGGGAAAUUCCAGACUACGACAUCGACGACGAAAUUGACGAACCAUUUCCGUGGGAUUUAGAAUCCGAUCAAGAAGACAACAAUGAAGAAGAAGAAGAAGAAGCAGAACGGAUUUACCUCAACAAGGCGCAAGAUAUGGAGUGGACAUCGAAGUUCCACGAGACAGGCUGGGACAAGAACCGCCAAAAGUUCUCGGAAUCUGAGGGCAGCUUCAAUGUCGAUCCCAUGAAGAUUCGCACUCCCAAGGACGCAUUCGUUGAGUUUGUGGACGCAGAAAUGCUUGAAUCUAUCACAAAAUACACGAAUGCUGAGGCUGUUGCGGCUGGUGACUCCAAGUUCAAACCCGUAUCCAGCGAUGAGUUCUUGGCCUGGAUGUCCUGCUCUGUGGCGGCAGGUUUGAUGGGAGCCAACCACACGGGUGCACGAGCGUUAUGGACAACCGACACUGUGUAUGGAUCAGGAUUUUUCCGGUCGGUGAUGAGUUUGGAGCGCUAUCAGGCAAUAUGCAAAUAUGUACGAUUUGACGACUCGGUCGCCCGGAGGACUCCGCGACAAUAUGGCGAUCAGGCAAAGCCCACAUACACGAAAUCCGCAGACCGUCUUGCGCCGAUCCGGCCGAUUCUGGAACUUUUCCGAAAGAACUUUCGGGACAAAUAUUCACCCGGUGAAAAUGUUGCAGUGGAUGAACGAAUUGUUAGUUUUAGAGGAAGAGUAGAGUUUCGCGUCUACAGUAAGGGAAAGCCUGAUCCGUACGGCAUAAAAGUGUUCGGAUUAUCCGAUGCGGACAGUGCGUAUUUUUCGACAUUUGAUGUUUACACCGGCAAGGUUGGAAAUACCGCCGAAGUUGGCCAAGGUAAACGCGUAGUGCUGCAGCUGACGGAGCCUUAUAUCGGUUCAGGUCGUCGCGUGGUGUUUGAUAAUUUCUUCACAUCGAUCCCACUGUGCGAGGAGCUGGUGGAGAGGAAUUUACCCUGUAUUGGUACGCUCCGCAAAAAUAAGCGGGAAAUACCGGUGGUCGUCCAGGAUGCAUUGAAGGACACGGCUCGUGAGGUUGGAUCUCGACUCCAUGUGUACCAUAGUGAACUUAUGAUGACGUCAUACAUAUCUAAAAAGAACAAGCACGUGAUCAUGCUGUCGACGGACCCCACAGUGAUUCCAUCCGAGUCGAUAGCGGAAGUUGGAACCGGAGCAGAAAAGCCAGCAGUUGUAGAAAUGUACAACAAGUACAAAGGAGGCGUGGAUUUGACGGACCAGCAUUACACAACGCUGCACUGUGGUUACACCUUAACAACAGUUGCACAGUGCAUCAUCAGCCGGGAUGGCCAGUGUGACCAGUCACUGGAAAAUGUGCAUAGUUUAAGGUUUCGCGUGCAGAUGUCAUCCGCCAGCCUCUGUCGGCUUUUCCCCAAUCCUUGA
Messenger RNA from Culex pipiens pallens (northern house mosquito), 1440 nucleotides. RefSeq names its product piggyBac transposable element-derived protein 4-like. NCBI's taxonomy places the organism in Eukaryota, Metazoa, Arthropoda, Insecta, Diptera, Culicidae. The coding region runs from base 1 to 1440 and encodes 479 amino acids. The transcript is spliced from 4 exons. The record is from RefSeq and is a predicted model, not a curated record.